Oryza sativa Japonica Group (Japanese rice) is the source of this 1425-nucleotide messenger RNA. RefSeq lists its product as uncharacterized. The record is from RefSeq and is a predicted model, not a curated record. NCBI's taxonomy places the organism in Eukaryota, Viridiplantae, Streptophyta, Magnoliopsida, Poales, Poaceae. Gene Ontology annotation, molecular function: ubiquitin binding.
GAAAAAAGCCGACGUAAUCAAUGGGGGACAGCGCGAUCGGUCCAAGUUACCGUCGUUAAACGAUCGCGAGCUCCGCCUCCGCCUCCGCCUCCGCGAUCCGCCUCCGCCUCGAGCCCAAACCCACCCACCAACCCAACCCAAUCCCAUCGAGAGGAGGGGACGCGGCGGCGGCGGCGGAUCGGCGGCGGGGGAAGGAAGGGGAUGGGCGGCGGAGGCGGGGAGUAGGACGGCGUCGGCGGCGAGCGGCAGCGCGAGGAGGACGAGGAGGAGGAGGAGGCGAGGGGCACCAUGUCUGCGGUAGUCUGUGGCAAGAGGUCCUCCGCCAUCUUCGCCGACGACCUCCUCCCGCCGUCCCCUCCCUCUCCUCACUCCCACCACCAUCCGGCCAAGAGGUCCUGCCGCUCCCCUCACCGCCGCCGGGAGGCCCACCUCCACCACCUCUCCUCCUUGUUCCCGGGCAUGGAUCCCCAGUUGCUCGAAGGAGCUCUUGAUGCUUCUGGAGAUGAUUUGGAUUCAGCAAUAAAGAGUUUAAACAAUCUGCGCUUGGAGUCUACAGAGGCUAUCUUAUCAGCUACUGGUUGCAAAUCUGAAAAUGGGCUCCCCACAGCAGUUUAUCCGUCUGUUGAAGGUAUUGUUAAUAAUGGUGGUGUGAGUACAGCUAAUGAACACCCAGCUGCUGCAGAUAGUUGCCAGACAGGUAAUAAUGGUUCUGAAUGGGUUGAGCUAUUUGUCAGAGAGAUGACAAAUGCAUCUGACAUGGGCGAUGCGCGUGCUCGCGCCUCAAGAGCUUUAGAAGUUUUGGAGAAGUCAAUCGUGGAGCGUACAGGAGCUGAUGCAGCACAAAACUUGCAAAAGGAAAAUAUGAUGCUUAAGGAGCAAUUGACCGUCGUGCUGCGAGAGAACGCUGUCCUCAAGCGAGCGGUCGCCAUUCAACAUGAGCGCCAAAAGGAGUUCGACGAGAGGAGCCAGGAGGUUCAGAGUUUGAAGCAACUUGUUGUGCAGUACCAGGAGCAACUGAGGACCCUAGAGAUAAACAACUAUGCGCUGACGAUGCAUCUGAAGCAGGCUCAGCAGAACAACUCCAUCCCCGGGCACUUCAAUCCUGACGUCUUCUAACUUUUGCCGCAAGACGGUCUGUCCAGAAUAAUAAUCUCUGAAGAUGUCAUGUGUUGUUGGUGGGAAAUGAAUAAUAAUCUCUGAAGAUGUCAUGUGUUGUGUUGUUGGUGGGAAAUUGCCUACUGCCUCUGCGAUAGGAGAUCAAAAUUGUCGUGUUAUUACACCGUUGAAUUUACCAUCAAACUUGUUUAGACUAAAUCACCAGGGGGGAGAGCUUCCCCACCUGAAUUUUGUCAUUGCAUAGAGGAUGAAAAGUUCAUUACAACAUAUUUAGAGUUUGUAGUGGGGAGGAGAAAAUUUCUUUCCAAA